Molecule: messenger RNA, 6324 nt
Organism: Nerophis ophidion (straightnose pipefish)
Lineage: Eukaryota; Metazoa; Chordata; Actinopteri; Syngnathiformes; Syngnathidae
Gene: f8
Product: coagulation factor VIII, procoagulant component
Exons: 27
Coding region: 41-4804 (1587 amino acids)
Molecular function (GO): copper ion binding
Source: RefSeq, a predicted model, not a curated record
CCACCCAGCACACACUCACACUCGGCAGGUGAACUUUGCCAUGGCGGGGUCGCUGCUGCUGCUGCUGCUGCUGUGCAUGGUGGUGGUGGUGGUGGUGCAGGUGGUGGAGGCGACGCACACCAUUCCGCUGAAGGAGCACUACAUCGCUGCUGUGGAGAUUGGCUGGGACUAUGUCCACUACCAUGAUGAUGCAACCGCUGACCAAAGGUGGCGCUCCAAAGACACGCCCCAGAAAUUUAGAAAGGCGAUUUACAGGGAAUACACGGACGCCACCUAUACUUUACCCACGCGGAGGAAGCCAUGGGCAGGCAUUCAAGGUCCAGUGAUCGUGACUCAGGCCCCUGAGCGGGUGGUCGUGCACUUCAAGAACCUGGCGUCCAAACCUUACAGUAUCAGCCCUGUGGGGAUCACCUACUGGAAGCAGUCUGAAGCCGGCCAGGAGAAGGAGGACGAUGCGGUGGCUCCUGGAAGAUACCGCAAGUACGUGUGGGACAUCGGCCCCAAUGAAGGCCCCACAGAAGGGGACCCGGAGUGUCUUACCUACUCCUACUCGUCUCAGGUGGACCCGGUCCGAGACCUCAACUCCGGGCUUAUCGGCGUCCUGCUGAUCUGCAAGUCGUGGGCAUUGCGUGAAGGGGAGAGGAUAAACCCGGCCUUCGUGCUGCUGUUUGCUGUGUUUGACGAGAGCAAGAGCUGGUAUGGAGACAAGAACUGGAAAGUAGACAAGAACUGGAAUGGAGACGUGAGGGAGAGGAGCAGCAGAAAAGAAUACCACACCAUCAAUGGCUACACCAACUCCACCUUGCCUGGUUUGACAAUGUGCCAAAGCAACUUAGUCGUGUUGUGGCAUGUGAUUGGUGUGGGCACUGCCCCACAGAUACACUCCCUCCACUUCCAGGACCACACUCUGACGGUGAUGAACCAUCGCAAAGUGACCAUGGAGGUGACCCCUAUGACCUUUGUCACAGCACAGUUGAAGCCUUCCUCUGCAGGUCGCUUCCUGAUCAGCUGCCAGCUGCACGCACACCGCCUGGAUGGCAUGAAAGCUACAUUCAAGGUGGAAAAGUGCCCUGAGCCCACCCGCCCGCCGGGGCCCAAUGUCCGCCGAGCAAAAUAUAACGAGGAUUACGAGUACAACGACUACAAGUUCGAACCCUUCAUCAUCCAGUCCAAGGGGGCAGAAGCACAAGUGAGAUCCAGCCGUGGGCAGCGAGUUCCACCCAGGCGCUAUUACAUCGCAGCCGAGGAGAUCUUGUGGGACUACGCUCCUCACCUGGACUCCACAAACAGUCAGUUGCAGUUGGCGGCGGGUCCAAAUCCCCUGGACUACAAGUACAAAAAGGUGGGCUACGUGGAAUACACGGACGCAUCUUUCAGGCAGAGGAAGAAGACCAGUAGGACGCUGAUGGGUCCGCUGCUGAAAGGCAAAGUCAGCGAGCACCUGCAGAUCACAUUCAAAAACCUGGCCAGUCACCCUUUUAAUAUUUACCCCAACGGCCUCACCAAAAUCCGCCCACUGCACAGAGCCACGGAUGUGAAGGACUUGCGCUCAAUGGAGGUUCCCCCAAACGGAACCUUUGUCUACGUCUGGGAGCUGACCCCAGAGGACGGGCCCUUGGAGGAGGACCCCCAGUGUCUGGCUCAGCUGUAUCAGAGCACUGUGUCCCCAGAAAGAGACCUGGCCUCAGGGCUGGUGGGCAUCCUGCUCAUCUGCAAAUUUGAUUCUAUGGACAGAAGAAGACGCCUGUUAGGUGCCGAUAAGGAGUGGAGUCUGAUGUUUGCCAUCUUUGAUGAGAAUAGAAGUUGGUACGUGGAUGAGAACCUUCACAAUUCCUCCAGGAGCACAGAUCCUGACGUCUACGACUCCAACGUGGUCCACAGCAUCAACGGCGUGGUGUUCAGCGGCAACCAGUUUGUGGCGUGUCAGACUGAUGUCACCUACUGGCACGUGGCCAACGUGGGCACCCACAGCCACUUCCUGUCGGUCUACUUCCAAGGAAACCUCUUCAAGUAUCACGGCGUUCAUCAGUCCGUCCUCACCCUCUUUCCCAUGACUGCCACUACCGUCAACAUGGAAUUGGACCUGCCAGGCGAGUGGGAGAUCAGUGCCUUCGACAGCCGCCUCAAGGACCGAGGGAUGAGCUUUCGUUACAGCGUUUGUUCUUGCGACAACGGAGACCUCCUGAAACUGGAUGACAUCUCUGACUGCAGGGACCAGACCUACCUCUUGCCAAAGGGCAGGAGACGUGAAAAGCAGCCGGAGCAGGUCAAGGUGUGCAAGAACUACACUGCCAGUCAAAAUGGCACCGGCGGCCUUCCUGAGGGCACCGUGGAAGGGGACCAAAUCUGUCAGAUGAUAAACGUGUCUUCAGAGGACCAGAAUGAAGCCGCCGAGGAAGAAGGAAUCCCACUGGACGUCCUGAUGGACUUGGAAAGAAAUGCCAACUGGAUUGUGGAUGAGGAAGACACUGAAGCUGAAAUGGGCGGUAGGAGGAGAAGAGAGGCAGAUGGAAACUGGACAAGUUCUGGAGACACAUGGGAGUCUUCAGAAAAUGGAACUGGUAGCACAACUGAAGGGAGGAAUGAGACCUGGCUGGAAAUGAACAUGACAAAGGAAGAGAGCAAAGAGAUCUUACUGGAGACAAAGCCCAGAUUCAAAGACAACUUAUCCCAUAAUUCCCUGGCGAUGGACCAAGGGAUGGAGUCUGGUUCUGGGCAGCAGAAAGUGCUGAUGGAGCACCAUCACACCACAGAGUCUUUGGACUACGACGACCUCAGUUUAGAGGAGAACAGCACGUUUGAUGGUGUGGCCUCAGACAGAAUGGACUUGCGCUCCAGAAAUAUCGUACCUCGUUACCACUACAUUGCUGCAGAGGAGACCAGCUGGGACUACGGCAUCAAAAGACCCCGUCACCUAAUAACACCCAGGGAGAUGCACCGUGGAAUGAGGAAGUUCCUGCCAGAGUACAAGAAGGUGGUGUUCAAGGCCUACACCGACCGAGACUUCUUGGAUCCUGCAAACAAAGGAGAGCUCCAAGAACACCUGGGAAUCAUGGGACCUUUCAUCAAAGUGGAAGUCGACGACGUUCUGAUUGUCAUAUUCAAGAAUAAGGCAUCCAGACCCUACUCCUUCCACCUUCAGGGAGUUUAUGAUCGCACUCAGGGUGCCGGCUUUGCGCCAAGUCAUGGCACUUCUCCACCACCGGGGGUCCCAGGAGAGCCGGUCCAACCAGGGGAGGCCCGCACGUAUACCUGGAAAAUUGCAAAGAAACACGGCCCCACCAAAGCAGAAUUUGAUUGCAAGGCUGGAGCCUACUACUCCACCGUCAACAAGGAGAGAGACCUUCACUCGGGUCUGGUGGGUCCACUGCUGGUGUGCAAGAGCGGCGCUCUGCAGCCAAACGACAGCAUUGGACCCAAAAUCCAACAGUUCUCCCUUCUCUUUCACACCUUUGACGAGACCAAGAGUUGGUACCUGGACGAGAACCUGAAGAAGCACUGCGCCCCGCCUUGCCAGGUCAACCCUGACGACCCCUGGUACCACAUGAGCAAUAAGUUUGCAGCAAUAAACGGCUACGUGGCAGAGACACUUCCUGGUCUGUUGGUGGCCCAGCACCAGACGGUCAGGUGGCACCUCCUCAAUGUGGGAAGUGAUGGCGAGUACCACGCUGUAAACUUCCACACUUUGUCCUUCAUGGUGCACACCGAGCAGAACCACCGCAAGGGCAUCUACAACCUCUUCCCUGGUGUGUUUGGCACCGUGCAGAUGGUCCCCUCCACAGUUGGCACCUGGCUGGUAGAGUGCACCAUCGCUGACUACCAGCUGGCUGGAAUGAGAGCUAAACUGCUGGUUUAUGAUCCAGACUGUGUCUUACCUCUGGGAAUGGAAUCAGGAAGGAUCCAGGAUUCCCAGAUCAACGCCUCAGAUCACAUGGGCAGCUGGAGGCCCCAACUGGCGAGGCUGCAUCAGUCGGGUUACAUCAAUGCCUGGAUGGGCACAGACCACGCCUCCUGGCUGCAGGUGGAUCUUCUAAGGCCGACCCUGCUGCAUGCUGUUGAGACGCAGGGAGUGAGUUCCAACCUGAGGGACAACUACAUCUCCCACUUCACCGUGUCCUACAGCCAGGACCAGCAGCAGUGGACCACCUACCAAGGAAACCACACCACUCGGCCCAAUCAAUUCCAGGGCCACAUGGACAACUCCAAGGUGAAACGUAACCUCUUUAAUCCGCCCAUAGUGGCUCGCUACAUCAGGAUCCACCCCAAACACUUCAUGCUGAGGCCUGCGCUGAGAAUGGAGCUGCUGGGCUGCGAUCUCAACAGUUGCUCGUACCCUCUUGGCCUGAGUUCAGGGCGGAUCACCGACAUCCGCGCCUCCACGCAUCGCUCCUCUCUGCUGCGCAGCUGGAAACCAAGUCUGGCGCGCCUUCAUCAGAAGGGCAUCGUCAAUGCCUGGAGGCCCAAGAGCAACAACCCCGGAGAGUGGCUGCUGGUGGACCUGAUGGCGGUCAAGCGCAUCACAGGCGUGGUGACCCAGGGGGCGACCUCUCUGCUGACAGAGAUGAUGGUGACCCAGUUUGCCGUGAGCGUUAGUGACGAUGGCAACUCGUGGAGCAGCGUGUUGGAGGAGGACUCGCACAAUGAAAAGAUCUUCACAGGAAACACAAGUCCGGACAAGGAGGCCCUCACUGUUUUUGAACCAGCUCUGUUUGGCCGCUACCUGAAGAUCCACCCCCGUGGUUGGGUCAAUGACAUCGCUCUGCGUCUGGAGGUUCUGGGCUGCAACACGCAGGAAGUCCCCUAACAACGCAUGAUGUCACCCGCAGUGCUUCCUUUUUUAAAUUGCACAUCAACUCUGCGCUAAACUUUAUAAUAUUGGAGAGUUUUAGCGCUGUCUCGUGUAACAAAUAGAACAGGGGUCACCAACCUUUUUUUUACAUACUUCUUGGGUACUGAUUAAUGCAAAGGGCUACCAGUUUGAUACACACUUAAAUAAAUUGCCAGAAAUAGACAAUUUGCUUAAUUUACCUUUAGUAAUUAAAUCUAUAUAUAUAUUAAAAAAUGAGUAUUUCUGUCUGUCUUUCAGUCGUACAUUUUUUUUCCUUUUACGAAAGGUUUUUUGUGGAGAAUAAAUGAUGAAAAAAACCACUUAAUUGAACCGCUAGAAAAGGAGAAAACACGAAAAAAAAUGAAAAUUUUAUUUUGAAACAGAUUAUCUUCAAUUUCGACUCUUUAAAAUUCAAAAUUCAACCGAAAAAAAGAAAAGAAAAUCUAGCUAAUUCGAAUCUUUUUGAAAAAAUAAAAAAAAUAAUUUAUGGAACAUCAUUAGUACUUUUUCCGGAUUAAGAUUCAUUUUAGACAUGUUUUAAAUAGGUUAAAAUCCAAUCUGCACUUUGUUAGAAUAUAUAACAAAUUGGACCAAGCUAUAUUUCUAACAAAGACAAAUCAUUAAUUCUUCUAGAUUUUCCAGAACAAAAAUUUGAAAAGAAAUUCAAAAGACUUUGAAUUAAGAUUUAAUUUGAUUCUAAAUUUGAUUCUAAAGAUUUUCUAGAUUAGCCAGAAUAUUUUUGGGAAUUUCAAUCAUAAUAAGUUUGAAGAAAUAUUUCACAAAUAUUGUUCGUCCAAAAAACAGAAGCUGAAAUGAAGAAUUAAACUAAAAUGUAUCUCUUAUUCUUAACAAUAAAAAAAAUAAAUUUACAUGAACAUUGAUUUAAAUUGUCAGGAAAGAAGAGGAAGGAAUUUAAAAGGUAAAAAGUUAUAUGUGUUUAAAAAUCAUAAAAUCAUUUAUAUUUUUUUCUCUCAAAUUGUCUUUCUGAAAGUUAUAAGAAGCAAAGUAAAAAAAUGUAUGAAUUUAUUUAAACAAGUGAAGACCAAGUCUUUCAAAUAUUUUCUUGGAUUUUCAAAUUCUAUUUGAGUUUUGUCUCUCUUAGAAUUAAAAAUGUCGAGCAAAUCGAGACGAGCUUGCUAGUAAAUAAAUACAAUUUUUAAAAUAGAGGCAGCUCACUGGUAAGUGCUGCUUUUUGAGCUAUUUUUAGAACGGGCCAGCGGGCGACUCAUCUGGUCCUUACGGGCAACCUGGUGCCCGCGGGCACCGCGUUGGUGACCCCUGCUCUAGAACAUUGAAACGGAGAGAACCUUGGACAUGCCGACACCUUCAGAAUGUAAGCUUUGUAAAGAAUCAAACACAGAUGGACGCAUACAGUUUGAAUGGUUAUUGUUUUCUAUUCAUGUCUUGUUUUGCUUCACAUUAAUAAUAUCUUGUUAUCCAUUGAUUGUAAACAUUUGUCAUUUUUCUUGCAUGUGAAUAAAUCAUCAAAACUACAA